Ostrea edulis (European flat oyster) is the source of this 2189-nucleotide messenger RNA. RefSeq names its product transmembrane protein 160-like. NCBI's taxonomy places the organism in Eukaryota, Metazoa, Mollusca, Bivalvia, Ostreida, Ostreidae. The transcript is spliced from 5 exons. The record is from RefSeq and is a predicted model, not a curated record. The coding region runs from base 169 to 732 and encodes 187 amino acids.
UAAGGGAAUGUGUGUAAAGUAAUUAGUAUGCUGAGUCUCUGCUGGGGAUGAACCUCAGGAAAUCGGGCACAAACUCGUGUAAAAGAUAAACCCGCUAGCAAAGCUAGAAGGAAGGCCAUACAUGUAAUGACGUAACACCUCUGAUGACAGACACAACUUGCUGAAGUCAUGGCAAAAACUUUAAGGAAUCUGAAAACGUUGAGACGAAUUUUACCCUGGGAACAUGAAUUUUCAUUGUGUCACUCCAGAAGCAAGCAUCUGUCAGCCACUCUUGGACAGAGGAUAUGUUGUCGAGUAAUGUGUACCAAAACGGACUCGAAGGAGAAAGGGUAUAUCUACGUAGACAACAAAAUGUCAACAGAGGCCAUUGAAAACUCAGCAUGGAGUUGCCGUCUUGCUAACGAAAAUGGAUACCUGUCCUGGUGCCGGAAUGCGUACCUGAUGACAGGUGUUGGGGUGGGAAUGUUGUACAAAGGACAGACCGCUGUAGCUGAAUUAGCAGGAUAUUCAGCCAUGUUCUUGGCAGGAGUUAAUGUUCUUUGGGGGACAUAUGUGUUCGUUUACAACCUACUGUACCUUAAGGACCGCGUCGGGAUGACGGGAGGUUUCGUGGCGCUACAAACUCUCUCAGCCAUUGCUCACGCCAUUCUCUACGCCAUGAUUCUGAUUGUCUUCUCUGCUGAAAGUGACAAAUAUUUUCAACAGCAUUCAAAGGAAAUCAGAAGUGACUAGGGGAACAAACUCUACCACUCUAUAUUGCCAUGUCAUGUGUAAAACGCUGUGUAAUAUGCUCUAUUUUAAGGAACGUAAGUUUUGUGCAUGAUUUAUUGACCUGUAAGGAGAAACCCUAAUAUACUGGAUAUGUUAGUUUUUAGAGCUAUGUGUAUAAUUUUAUGAAUUUAUUAUCAACUUAAUAUCAUGUUCUUUAUUUCAUCUAAUAGUGCAAUAAACUUUGAAGGAAUGAAAUUCAUUUCAAAUGUUUAUUUAGUUUUUUGGUUUCAUGAUGCAUUACAAGUGAAAGGCCAUAAAAAGAUUUGUUUCUUUUAUGAAAUCAAUGAAUAUUUACUCUGUCUUUAAAGCUUUUAAAUCUAAAGUUUUAAAUUUACUUGCAUUUUCACAUAAAUUAUUUCUAACACUUGACAUCAUUCGAGUACAUGACAUAAAAAAAUGAGACACAAUUUGUAAAUUUUACUCAAAUUUAUUAAAACUAUCUAGCCAGAUUUUUGCAAUAUAUUUCAAUUAACUUGAGUCAAUGCAGAUGAAUACCCUUCCAAUUUUUUUCAAAUAUAGUAUGAAGCAUCUUUGGUACCAGGGGGCGUUAAUUUUAAAUUGGAGGACCCCUGCACCCCUAGGACAAUAAGGGGGACAACAACUGUCAAAUAUUGACAUAUUUUUUAAAACAAUCUUCUUCACAAUCACACAUCUUUAUGAAAAACUAAAUGCAUAAUUAUGUAGAGCAGGAAGGCUUCUUACGAAAUUGUAAAUUCCAUAAUCCCUGGACUAUCUAGGUUCUGACUCUGGGACAGGGCCAAACUUGGCAUAUAGUGUUUAUGUGUAACACUUUAGAUCAUAUAUAACAUCUUUAAUGUUAUUGGUACUAAAUUGAAACUAAAUAGAUAUAUCAGAAAAAGCAUGUUGCCCUUUACCAAUAUUGUGAAUUUCCUUACCUUAUGGCAGGGGUUUUGAGAUGGGAACAGGUCCAAAAUGGUCAUAGUAAUGGUGUUACGUUGUACAAUAUGUAAUUGUGUAAUUUGUAUAGUUUGAAUUUUUUCUUCUUUACUUGUGCUGAUGUUGGCUAGGAGCUGAAUGCAUUUCGCAAGCUAGAGCAUGACAGUCUCUACCAAACUGUAAAUUUCAGGAAAAGGGUUCUGACUCUAGGGUGGGUUCAAAAUAGUCAUGUAUAGUGCUAAUAUAUGUAUGUAUAAUAUAUAAAGUCUUUCAUCAGUGCAGACACUUUCAGUGGUAUUUGUGUUGUACGAGCACAUCUUGUUUUAUGCUACUACUGAAUAUUAGACUUUAGCUUAGAUCAUGUAUGCAGAAUAGGAAAAUCAUUAUAGAUUUCAUAGCCCUUGGGACCAGCAAUACCUUUAACUAAAUAAUAUUCAGGUGAUCAAUACUACCUGUGGGCUUCUUGUGUUGUUUUUUCUCUCUCAUGCAACUUUGGACAAAUUAAAUGUACUGGAAUAAUA